Messenger RNA from Cuscuta campestris, 2071 nucleotides. The record is from the annotation of a GenBank genome assembly. NCBI's taxonomy places the organism in Eukaryota, Viridiplantae, Streptophyta, Magnoliopsida, Solanales, Convolvulaceae.
AUCAUGGCGAAAUGGGCUCCCUCUGUUUCUCUCAACAAGCAAAGGGAGAUUAAGACUCCACCACUUGUUCUACACCAUCUCUUUACGUUCUUGAAAUGUGGGUCGGACUUCAACUAUAUAAGCAGUGUAAUUUAGAGGCUCAAUUUCUGGAGACGAUCAGUCAUGCAUUCAAUUACAGCGCCAGAAGUUGCCGUUGUGGUGGUGGUGGUGGCGGCGGCGGUGAUGAGCUUGGCCGCCGUGAGGAGUGAUGGAAUUCCAAGCACUGCGGAAGGGCAUUUUAAGCCAGUCACUGUGGCAUUGGAUCAAACAGGUAGAGGGCAUGCCAUUGAUUUGCCGGACAAUGACCCCAGAGUUCAGAGGACUGUCACAGGUUGGGAGCCUGAGCAAAUCUCUCUUUCCCUCUCUUUUGCUCAUCAUUCCAUUUGGGUUUCUUGGGUCACAGGAGAGUUUCAAAUUGGUGAAAACAUCAAACCAUAUGAUCCAAGCACUGUUGCAAGUUUUGUUCAAUAUGGAAAAGAAAAGUUCAAUUUGGAUCACAAUGCCACAGGCCAAUCCCUUAUUUACAGCCAACUCUAUCCCUUUGUUGGCCUUCAGAACUACACCUCUGGGAUCAUACACCAUGUCCAACUCACAGAAUUGGAACCAAACACAAUGUACUAUUACCAAUGCGGAGAUCCUUCAUUAAAUGCUACGAGCGAAGUCUAUCAUUUCAAGACGAUGCCAAUUUCUAGUCCCCAGAAUUAUCCGAGAAGGAUAGCUCUUGUGGGAGACCUUGGACUAACAUACAACACCACAUCAACCAUCAGCCAUUUGAUGAGAAACGAUGCUGAUCUUGUCAUAUUGGUUGGAGAUGUGAGCUAUGCUAAUUUGUAUCUCACCAAUGGAACCAGCUCCGAUUGCUAUUCUUGCUCUUUCCCUGAUAGUCCCAUACACGAGACGUACCAGCCGCGCUGGGAUUACUGGGGAAGAUAUAUGCAGCCAUUGGUGUCUAGAGUUCCAAUGAUGGUAGUGGAAGGAAACCAUGAGAUUGAAAAACAGGUGGGAAACAAGACAUUUGCGGCAUAUAGUUCUCGAUUCGCCUUCCCUUCCAAAGAAAGUGAAUCUUCAUCUCCAUUCUAUUACUCCUUCAAUGCUGGAGGGAUUCAUUUUGUGAUGCUUGGUUCUUAUGUUGCUUAUAACAAGACAGACGAUCAAUACAAGUGGUUGGAGAGAGAUCUGGCGAAGGUGGACCGGAAAAUCACACCUUGGCUCGUUGCCACGUGGCAUGCGCCUUGGUACUCGUCUUACACUGCCCAUUACAGGGAAGCUGAAUGCAUGAGGGUGGCAAUGGAGGAAUUGUUGUACAAUGCUGGAGUUGAUCUAGUCUUUAAUGGCCACGUUCAUGCAUAUGAGAGGUCAAACAGAGUGUUCAACUACAGCUUGGAUCCAUGUGGACCUGUAUACAUAACCAUUGGUGAUGGUGGGAACAGAGAGAAGAUGGCAAUUUCCCACGCAGACGAACCGGGUAAUUGCCCGGACCCGCGGGCCACCUCGGACGAGUUCGUGGGCGGGUUUUGCGCCUAUAACUUCACGUCCGGUCCGGCUGCAGGCAAGUUCUGUUGGGACCGACAACCCGAGUUCAGCGCGUACAGAGAGAGCAGCUUUGGGCAUGGGAUAUUGGAGGUGACGAAUGAGACGCACGCGCUGUGGACAUGGCAUAGGAACCAAGACAUGUACGGAAAUGCUGGUGGUGGGGACCAGAUUUACAUUGUAAGACAACCUGGGAAAUGUGUGAUCAAACAAAAGGCGUUUGAUCACAAUGUUUCCCUGUAAAAGAAAAACAAAGUGAUUAUAACUCCCAUGUAAAGCGAUUUUUUUAAGUACUCCUAUCAUUUUAGGAAAAUGCAAGAGUUGAGUGCAAAAACAUCGUAUAUCUACUUCUCUAAAACAAUGUUCUAUACACAAAAUAGUAGCGACAAAAAUCAGAAGUUGACAUGUCAAACAAAAAAACUCGUAGAUACACCCUCUUAAUGACUUCUGCCUGAGCCAACUUAUACUAGUAUUUUUUUUGCAAUCAAUUUUCUAGUAGUUU